AUGCAUCCGCCGAUCCAACUGGGAUCCGCUAACAGCGCUCCUUUCCAGUUGCGCCCAUCCCACUUCCCAUCUCCCCCAGCCAUCACCCUCCCAACGCCGCCCUGUGGCGCUGCGAGCCGAAGCUGUCACGCAUCCACCGCGCCUCCGCCCCUCCGCCCCGUCCCUCCGCCCACCGCGCGCCAACGUCUAUGCAGAUCCGCCUGCGCACCCGCCCAUUCUCGCCUCGCGCGCCCGCUUCCCCCGCUCGGCGGCUGUAGCGCGGCUGUGGCGGAUAGAGCAGACAGGAGAGGGCGCAGAGGGCGGGUUAGGGCUGGGAGUGGGUGGGCGGGCGUGGGGAAAGGGGAGCGCCAGCAGGGAUUCGAUUCGGAGGAAGGGUGGGCUUUAGAAGAGGAGAGGGAUGGAGAGGAAAGGGCGGAAGGAGAGGAGUGGGAAGGAGAAGAGGGGGAAGGAGAGGAAUGGGAAGGAGAGGAGGGGGAGGAUGAUAUGGUGGAGGGUGGAUCAGUGUCGUUGGAUAACGGGAGCGCCACUGCCGCUCACAGGCUGCCCUCGCCUGCUGUGGCUGUGCGCAACCUCGUGGAGCAGGCGCGCUUCGCCCACCUGUGCAGCAUCAUGUCGCGCAUGCACCACCGCCGCAAGGGCUACCCGUUUGGCUCGCUCGUUGACUUCGCCACCGACGACGAGGGCCAUCCCAUCUUCCUCCUCUCGCCUCUCUCCAUCCACACGCGCAACAUGCUUGCAGAUCCUCGAUGCACUCUUGUUGUUCAGAUUCCCGGAUGGAGUGGGCUUGCGAAUGCCCGUGCCACCAUAUUUGGAGACGUGUAUCCAGUGCCGCCUGCGCAGCAGCAGUGGGCGCAGCGCUUCUUUGCCCGCCGCCACCACCACGGCGCCGCGCAGAUGUGGGGCAACUUCAGCUACUACCGCAUGCAGCAGAUCUGCGACAUCUACUUUGUUGGUGGGUUUGGCACGGUGGCAUGGAUCGACGUGAAGGACUAUCUGGCUGCCACACCGGAUGCCAUCGUGCUGCAUGAUACUGAGGCCAUUCUGCAUGAGCUGAACGUACGGCUGGGAUCGGAUCUGAAGUGCCAGCUGGCGUCGAUCCUGCCGCAGCCGGUGGAUGAUGCACUGUUCAUCAGCAUCGAUGGCAAGGGGGUCGACAUCCGCGUGCGACACGGCGCCAAGUUUAAUGUGCAGCGGCUGUCCUUCAGUGCAUCAUCGGAGGUGCGAUCAACAGACGAGGCCGUGGCAGCGCUGCACGAGGUGCUACAACACGGAGUCACCCCGCUCUCCAAUGGCAUGCUGCAAUGA
Molecule: messenger RNA, 1305 nt
Organism: Closterium sp. Naga37s-1
Lineage: Eukaryota; Viridiplantae; Streptophyta; Zygnematophyceae; Desmidiales; Closteriaceae
Source: the annotation of a GenBank genome assembly